CGCGAGAUUUCAGCAAGCGUUCCCGAGGAUGAAUCGGCCGGUGAGGGGGAAAAAACAAAACAACAACCCUAGAGCAUGCGCAGUGAGGCCGCCUUAGCGGAGGCGAUAGGCCAGUAGGUGACAUGUGCGUUUAGCGCCUCCCAGUCCCCAUCCCUCCCUCCCUCGCUUGGCGGCGGCGCCGAGAUCAGCACCAGCCAUGGCGGCGGAAGGAGGAGCGGCAGCUCUGGCAGAAGCGGCGUCCGCCGACCAGUUCCGCGAUCUCCUGCAGCAGCCGGGAAGGUAUGUUGUUGCUGCCGCCGCCGCCGCCUUCCAAGCUCGGCUCCGAGGCUGGCAAACAGCCAGGAAAAGGAGCCGCAGCCGAAAGCGAGUGGUGCAGCAGCAGCAGCAGCAGCAGCGCCCGCUGCCAGGCCGGCGCUCCGCAUUCACACGUUCACUUGAUGCGGGUGUCCAUUCCGACGUUUUGGGCCGCUGAGCCGAAUGGGGGCUUUCUCUCCAGCCAGCGUGGCUAGGAGUUUAGCCGUCGUUAUCCCGCCUUGUUCGCUCCCCUUACCCUUCUCACGAUCGAGAGGGUUGAAGGGUGGCAAGAGUUCUUCUCCUGUGCGGGGAUAAAUAAGGCUUGAAAGUCCUACUUCUGAGUAGACGGGCUUCGGGGGUCGUGCUCAACGCCGCCGCCGCCCUGCUGAAAGUAGGCUUAAUUUGUGCGCAGUUUUACUUCCCAGAAGUGUGCGCUUUUAGGGUCCAGUCCAUAAUCGUGUGAAAUAUAAAAGCGCCUCUUGAGGACACGUGUGUAUGGGGGCGGGGGCGGGAGCAUGGUCUUGGCUCCCCCACAGGACAGAAGUUAAUGAGCAGGUCAGAUCACAUAAAUGACACUGUAUCAGACUUAAGUGCUGGUACUUUUUAAAAAAGGGAUCUGCACACUUUUCCUGAUGUAUGAGUUUGCAGGCUAUAACUUUAUAGUAUUAGAAUGUCCCCCCCCUUUUUUUUUACUAUCCUGCCCAGUGUUGAUAAAGGUGAGACAAAAGUUCUGCAGAUGCCUUCCUUUAUGUGCUGAGUGCAAUAGAGGGCUAGAUUGCUAUGUUGCUCCUCUGCCAGCUCAUCCACUUGCCAUCAUGUAUUUCUGGUUUGCCUGUGGCUAUGAGACUAGUGUUUAAACACAAGGUUGAUACGCAUGUAUGGGAGAGAUUUACACACCCAGCCAGGAGGGAAAGAUGCCCCUGGCCUGUGAUUGGGAUUUCUCAAAGAACCGUUGAUGAUGUAGGAAUAUUCUGUUGCCAAAUCAUAAAGGGGAUUUAAAAACACUAUGGAUUUCUGCUAGCAUGACCUGUGAAAAAGACCAAGAGUGUUGGAAAGGAAAGCCCCAGCCCUAGUUGUUAGCAACUUUUCUCUGCAGAACCUCUAUGACUGCCAGGACCCUUAUUUAUCCACCCCAUGGAAUGAUUAUGGGGUAUAAUGGAGUAACAUGAGGUGAAUUAACAGGUUCAUUUUGUACCUUCUAGUGUGGCUAGAAUUGCUGGGGAAUUGCUAGGUUGGAAGUCUUGGCUAUGCAAUCUCCCACUGAGGGGCAACACAUCAUGGUUGUAAAUUACAGUGGUACCUCAGGUUACAUACGCUUCAGGUUAAGAACUUUGCUUCAGGAUGAGAACAGAAAUCGUGCUCUGGUGGCGCUGUGGCCCCGGGAGGCCCCAUUAGCUAAAGUGGUGCUUCAGGUUAAGAACAGUUUCAGGUUAAGAACGGACCUCCAGAAAGAAUUAAGUACUUAACCCGAAGUACCACUGUACCUAGAAUAUGAAAAUGGGAUGUGUGGCAGUGAGCAAUAAUUGAAUUUGGAUCACUGCCUUGUGUAGAACCAGAAGGCAGCUCAUGGGGAGCAUUGGCUUGCCAUACACUGUACUGUGAUAUGAGCAAUACUUGUGGCUGUGUACUCACUGUCUUUUCUUCUCCCUUUGUAGCAGAGGUGAGCAAAUGAGUAACUUUUCAGUUCACCCUAGUUUCCCAUUUUGUCUGAACCAGGAAGCUAUGGUUAAUGGCUUUGUUCCAAACCAGGAUAUUAAGCCAUGGUUUGAAAUUGUCUCAAAAUAUUCUAAUGCAACCAGAGGCAGUUAACUAUAGUUUCCAGCUUCUGGUUAACAGAAAACUUCCUCCCUGUCUCUUCUUGCUUGUGUAAAGGAAGAUGUGCACACAGCUUGUUCGUAUCUUGGCUUUUUAAGCUGACGGAGAACAAUCUAAAUGCAGCCAUGGAGUCAGAUUGUUGGUCUGUUUGGCCAACUAAUCUCAGUUUUGACUGGAAGUGGUUCUCCAGGGUCUCAGGCAGAGAGAAACCUUUUCUGUCCUCUUCCCGAGAUCUUUUCAUGUGAGAUAACUAGUGAUUAAAGCUAGAACCUUUCACUGUGACUCUGAUUGCUUUUAUUUUACAUUGUUUUGCUGGCAUCUGACCUCUCUGUUUUCCCUGUUUAUUUCAUCACAGGUCUUUAGUGGUGGUUCAUUUUUGGGCCCCAUGGGCUCCUCAGUGUGUUCAAAUGAACAGUGUCAUGGCUGAGCUAGCAAAGGAGCAUCUCCAGGUUGCAUUUGUGAAAGUAAGUUGAACUGACAUUGUGUUAUCUGCUUUUGAUCUAACAUGAACACUUGCUGUAUGCAUACUGGGAAAAGGUGGAAGCGUAACUACAGUGGUGCCCCGCAAGACGAAUGCCUCGCAAGACGGAAAACCCGCUAGACGAAAGGGUUUUCCGUUUUGGAGGUGCUUCGCAAAACGAAUUUCCUAUGUGCUUGCUUCGCAAGACGAAAAUGUCUUGCGAGUUCCUGCGGGGUUUUUUCCCUCCCCCCCCCCCCUUUUUCCUGAUGGCUAAGCCGCUUAUCAGCUGAUCCGCUAAGCCGCUAAUACUGUAGCGCUAAUCCGCUAAUGGGCUUGCUUCGCAAGACGAAAAAACCCGCAAGACGAAGAGACUCGCGGAACGGAUUCUUUUUGUCUUGCGAGGCACCACUGUACUCUAGCUGCUCCUACAUUGCUUAAAACCUUGGAACUGGGCAACUUGAGUCUAUUGUGGCUUUGCAAUUGCCUUGUUGUUCUCUUUCCUUGGUAGUACAGUGGUACCUCGGGUUACAGACGCUUCAGGUUACAGACUCUGCUAACCCAGAAAUAGUACCUCGGGUUAAGAACUUUGCUUCAGGAUGAGAACAGAAAUCAUGGUGCGGCAGUAGCAGGAGGCCCUAUUAGCUAAAGUGGUACCUCACGUUAAGAACAGUUUCAGGUUAAGAACGGACCUCCAGAACGAAUUAAGUUCUUAAACCGAGGUACCACUGUAAGUGUCAUAGACUCUCCUAUUCCCUUACUUUAAAACUACAAUAACUUAUUAAAGCUAAUUGGUGACAGCGUCAAGAGUAGGGGCAAUGCUUAGAAGCCUAGGAAAUGCCACAGUCUGUAAAAUUAUCUCAUGAAAGUCAGUGGGAGGUGAUAGAAAGAAAUGUCUUUUGCGAUGGGGAGGUGCAUGCAUAGAAUCAUAGACUUGUAGAGUUGGGAGGGACCCUGAGGAUUAACUAGUCCAACCCCCUGCAAUGCAGGAAUAUGCAGCUGCCCCACACAGGGGUCGAACCUGCACCUUUGGUGUUAUCAACACCAUACUCUGAGCUGCACACACACACACACACACACACACACACACACACACUCUUAUGCCCUGUGAUCAAAUCUCCUACUAGGUGUGGAAAGCAAAUCUGGACCUGGAGAGUGGGGCCUGUGCCUUGAUGCUGAUGGUGGUAUGGAUGAUUGGGAGAGGAGAAAUCUUCACAGUAUGUGAGGAGGGAGAGAACCUCUCCUUACUUCAAUGCUGUGGUUUUUGGUUGCCUUAGAAAACGCUGAGAUGACGCUUACUUUCUGGUGAAAGCAUGGACUCAGUGGUUGUUUGCAAGCAUCAGUAUAAAAACAGGAGGUAGUGUUCUGUAAUAAGGAAAGCUGAUAGAAAGAGGUCUGGUGAGACAUAAGUACUCUAUGGCUUAGAUCUGAGGGUGCGAGCAGGUCUAAGAAGCUUGGUAUUCAAAAUGUUGACAUAAAAUAGCCAUCUAAAUCUUUGAUUGCCAAGUAUCCAGCUAUAAUGCUAAUACUCUUUUUUUCUCAUUUAGUUACUUGAGCUAGCACUUUUAAUACAACUCCCAGUAGCUUUUCUUCCUGUAAUGCAAUUGACUAAAUCCUGAUCUUCUUAUCUGAGGGAUUUAAGAGAGUAAUACUACUCUUUAAAAAAGCGCCCCCCCUUGUGUGAUUUGAUGUAAUGGUGCUGCUGGUUGGGCAAAUAGAUAUUCUCUUAAUUUGUGUUUUAGCUACUGAUUUCAGCUAACAAAGAUACGUAUGUUUUUGGGUUUGCAUAAUUAUGUAUGGUGGCUGUCUUCCUGUAGUAGAUUGAAAUCUGGAUUUGUGUAAUAAUACUUGUAUGUCCCAAUAACAGCACUCUGGUAGGUAGGAAAAGAAAAAUGCACUAGUUACAAGUGCUGUUCAUCAACCCUUCAUCAGUAGUUUGGAUUAAAACACUGUGGUGUUGAAAAACAAACAUUAAACUUUUGUGUCAGUAUUCCUCAGCUCCAUGCUUUAGGAAUUCCUCAAACCAUGAUGAGGUGUCAAUUGCCAUGUGGCCUACCCUCUUAAUUAACCCCUCUGCUCAUGGAAAUAUCUUUGCAAGAUACCUUGUUAAGGGUUGUCCUGAGCCACUGUGUCACUGGCCUGCUUCCUCGUAGUUGACCGUUGACUGCAACUAAUGUGAGACACAAACUUGCCCCUGUGUAUGACCAGUUGAUUUGCUUGUCCACCAACUCCUCACAGUGCUUUGUGCCAUAUGAAAAUGUUACAGUGGUUGAACUGUUAGUGCCAUUCAAAGGGAGGACCCAGGGUUCAAAUCCCUAGUCAGCUAUGAACUUCACUGGGUGACCUUCGGCCAGUCAUUACCUCUCAGCCUAAUGUACCUCACAGGAUUGUUGUGGACUUUAAAUAAGGGGGAGAGCCAUGUAUACCACUCCAAUCUCAUUGGAGAAAAAGUUGGGAUACAAAUGCAAUAAAUUGAUAUUGGCCCAGUUUGCAUGUUACAUUGAAACCGUCGUUAAAAACAAACUGUGGGAAUGUUUGUGUUGCUGAGAAGUUCCUACUUCUCUGCAGGGAAACAAGCAAAGGUCCGGAUUGUUUUGCAAUCUGAACUCAAGACUCGUGGCUUAUUUCUUUCCAAGCAAAACCACAAGCGGUACCCAAGAUUUGCUCUUGGCCUGCUUCUUGUGAUUUGUCUCCUGGCGGUGUGGCAUCAGCAGGAACAGGAAAGUAGUGGAAUGAAACAUUUUCAGCAGCGUACACUAGCACAAGGUGUGUUUAUAUUAAACUACAGUUCGUUUUUAACUGUGGUGUAAUGUGUUGUGUGAACUGGGCCAUUAAGAUGCCCCACCAUGGCACUUAGAACAUAAAUAUCUGUGACUGCAGUGUUUCAGCCAAACAGCUUUGGUCUUGAUGUAUGGUAUGGAACAGAACUCUGCAUUAUUGUACUAGUAGUUCUUGUAGUUGAGUAAUGUGUCAUUAAGUCACUAUUAGUAACAGUUAGCUACAGUAAGUAAAGUCCCAUCAUUGUGCAAGUCUAUAAUUGUAUUGCCUGAAGUCAAAUUAAUUAUAAAAUUAAUAUGUUUGCGUGGUAGCGAUUAACUGAAAAUAGAUGGGGCUUUCAGUGAGUUACAAUGAGGAAAGAUGAAACAUGAAAGUACAACAUCAGUUAUGCUAAACAGAAAAGAAAAGAGAAAAGAAAGCUUAUUGUCCGUGUUUGCUAGAGAUGUAGCUGAUUUGCCUUCUGUAGCUCUGCCACCUCAGAAUGGCUAGCUACAUCUGUGGCAUGUAAUCUUUUAUUGUAGUAAGAGGUUUUUUUUAAAAAUGCAUUAAAAUACUAUAGAAACCACACCACAAGUAGUCCUAAACAAAGUGAGGGCAAAAAAACAUAAAUAAAAGUCUGCCUUCUUGCUGCUGCUGUUAAAUUUACUGCCUGCCCUCCACCAGCAGGUUGAGUUACAACAAUUUAAAAUUCAGUAUUGAAAAGUAUCAAAACAAAUUUCAAUCACAGGAAUAGUAAAGGUAAAGGACCCCUGACAGUUAAGUCCAGUCGUGAACAACUCUGGGGUUGUGGUGCUCAUCUUGCUUUACUGGCCGAGGGAGCCGACAUUUGUCCGCAGACAGUUUUUCCGGGUCAUGUGGCCAGCAUGACUAAGCCGCUUCUGGCGAAACCAGAGCAGUGCACGGAAACGCUGUUUACCUUCCCGCUGAAGCGGUACCUAUUUAUCUACUUGCACUUUGAUGUGCUUUUGAACUGCUAGGGGGCAGGAGCAGGGACCGAGCAAUGGGCACUCACCCCGUCACGGGGAUUCGAACUGCCGACCUUCCGAUUGGCAAGUCCUAGGCUCAGUGGUUUAGAUGACAGCGCCACCCACAUCCUGAAAAUGCACACCAAGUUUCAAAGCCAGGGUGAAGAGGUGCAUCUUCAGCAUUUGCUGAAAACUGUAUAAUGCUAAUGAACUUCUGGAGCAAAGGAAUUCCACCACUUAAAGGCUGCCACCACAGAGAACCGUACCUAAGAUGUUGGUGUUGAGGACUUUUCAAACAUUGAUCCCACAUAUAUACUGAGAUGAUUCAGUUAUGUUGGGAUGGAGUUUGUCAUGAGCACCUGGACACUUGGGUCACCUCUAGGCGCCACUGAAAUAAGCAGAGAUGCUUACUGUAAGAGUCAAAUGGCUAGGCACAGGAAAACCUGCACAAUAAUGUUCCAUUUCCCUAAUAGUAGGAAAUAUUAAAGCUUUAUGACCUAACAACAGAAGGGUGGGAAAUUGAUCCUGCUCCAUGUCCUGAUCAUACGAACAUAAAAAAUUAAACUUAGCUGGAAUUGCUAUCUUUCCACAGUCAAGGUUGUUUUCUUUGUUUUAUUUGCACCUUAAGUAAUACGCUUUACAGUGGUACCUCGGGUUACAUACGCUUCAGGUUACAUACGCUUCAGGUUACAGACCCCGCUAACCCAGAAAUAUUACCUCAGGUUAAGAACUUUGCUUCAGGAUGAGAACAGAAAUCGUGCUCCGGCGGCACUGCAGCAGCAGGAGGCCCCAUUAGCUAAAGUGGUGCUUCAGGUUAAGAACAGUUUCAGGUUAAGUACAGACCUCUGGAAUGAAUUAAGUACUUAACCUGAGGUACCACUGUAUUGAAAAUUUGCAUCGACAUGUACUGAUUUUUUGUAGUUUCAGGAUAAAGUGCAAGAUGUCAAUGUGACUUUGGUCUCCUAAUUGAUCUCACUUCACCCCUAAUGUCUCAUUACCCUUAAUCUUCACAACAGAUAGUCACUGGGUGUGCUUUAAAGUUCAGGUAGCUCAUUCUGUCUUGCUGUUUCCACUUACAAAUCUCCAUGUAUGCGUGACAUGAAAUUCACUCGGUUUAAGACAGCUCUCACGUGUAAAUGUUGACAGGCCUCCCAAAUGCUGUGAAUCUCCAACAAUGAAGAACAUGAGAAGAGCCAGUCAGACAUCUAGACCAGCUUCCUGUUCUCACAGUGGUCAGCUAGAUGCCUAUGGGGAGCCUAGGAGCCAAGAGCUGACCGCAGUAGCACUCUCGCCUCCUGCAUUUUCCAGCAAUGUGUAUGCAGAACCAUACGUCUUCCAAAAGAGAACCUCAGUUCUAAGGGCAUAGAAACAUAGGAAGUUGCCUUACACUGAGUCAGACCCUUGAUCUAGCUAACUCAGUAUUAUCCACAUUUUCUGGCAAUGGCUCUACAGGAUUUUAGGCUGGGUUCUCUCCUUGUCCUACCUGGAGAUGCUGAGGAUUGAACCCUGGGGCUUGCUGCAUGGAAAUCAGAUGAGCAUGGCCCUUCCCCAGCUUAGAAACCCCAAAGAAUACUGUGUUUAAAAUAUAUCUGUUUUAGGAUAUCCACAAAACUCAUUGGAGAUAUCGGCAUUCACAUGCUAACGUCAACAUUCACCAAUAUUUCAGGCAUUCACACAUGUGUAUCACAUGCCAGAAUUAAUGUGCUCUUAAGCAAACUACCCUGUUUGCCUCCCGUUUCCCAACAGUCAUAUAGUCCUUUAUAGUUGGAUCAUAUGUGUCUCCUGUGUUUGUAAAUGGAAAUGUAUUUGAUAUUUGCAUUUUCUACAAUUUUGUAUUUGAUGAUCUAUUUAGGUUUCAGGUCAGUAGUAUACUAAUAUCUAGCAGUCUUGCAGGAGUUAAAAACAAAAAUUUAGCAGGCAUCAAUAGUUUAUUGAAGAAAUACUCCUUUUUUGCUUCAUAAUUUGCAGAAGGCUGCAAAUGUCAGUCAUGAUGUACUGCCUCUUGAAAUUAGUCAAUAGAGCAAACAGCAAGAAUUGCUGUGGGCAGAAAAUAAGCACUGUAAUCAUGACAUAACUGGGGUCAGUGAUUUAUGGAUUUCAAUAUAGUAGUAGCUGCAUAUGAUUGAAAAUUUACUAGGUCACUAGUGCACCAAAAUUUUUAUUCACAGCCUCCAGGCAUCUUUUGAAAUGUGCAACAAAAUAAAAACCUCUGAACCUGUUUUGACACUGCAGGCUCAGUAGAUGACAAGCCUUCCCUGUGAGUUUCAUUUAAAUGCAAAUGUGUCACAAACUUUUGCACUGAAAUCCUUUUUAAACAUUUAACAUGACUAAAAGAACAGUGUAGACAAGAUCAGCCAGCACAAUCUAAACUAUAAAUAAGAGCUUGGAAACAAAAGAUGUUUUAUGUUUGUUUGUUUUUAAGCUGGAAGCUGAAGCGGUUCCCGAAGUGUCUGAAAAAUAUGAAAUUACUUCAGUCCCAACAUUCUUGUUUUUUAAGGUAAGCCUUUUUUUAGUUCGCUUACGUCCAUGGAUGCUUAUGAUGUUCUCUGUUCUCAGUGCUGGUGUGAUACUUUGUUCAGAGGUAACAUUUGAUUAAUUUAGGAAUGCUGGGAAUUGCAUUCGUCUUAGCCAUGUGGUGAAGGCCCAUUUCAAAAAAUUUGAAGCUACCCUACGCUGUAACUUGCAGAAACAUUUUUUUGAGAAAUACAUUCUGCAUCACCAGGCAGUUCCUGAAUUUGAAACCUUUUAACACUGUUGGAUAGUGAUGUGGAGAUGACUAUUGAUUGGUUCCUAAGCUCGUUGUGGUGAUUCGUCCAAAAUCCUUUUGGCAGGUAAUAAUAUUGUUGUUAAAGCGAGUUCUAACAAAAUUCGAUUCACCAAGCGCAGAGCUUGGGUUAGUUAACCUACUACAUGUUCUGGACAUGUGUGUGCUCCCUUCAGUUGUGUUAGCCCUAUAGAAAUGAGAUUGUACACCAGUAGCACUCAGUGGAUUUCUCUGGGGGCUUUUAACCUGCUUUGACUUGAAUCCUACAAAAUAACCCUUGUAUAUGGUCUAGCGAGAGAGAGAGAGUAUGUGUGUUCAAAUUCCAGUAGCUUUUUAAAGACUGUGCUUGUGAAGUUCAUAAUGUUUGCCCAAACUGCUGUUCUCUGUUGGUAGAAUUCCCAAAAGAUUGACCGAUUAGACGGUGCUCAUGCACCAGAACUGACCAAGAAAGUCCAGCGCCACGCCUCCAGCUCAACCAUUCCGCCUGGCUCUAAUGACAAUGUGAAAGAAGACCUGAAUGUGCGACUCCAGAAACUGACAAAUGCUGCACCUUGCAUGCUGUUUAUGAAGGGAACACCUCAGGAGCCUCGUUGUGGUAGGAAUUGUCUUAAAUUUAUAUUUUAUUCAGCAGGGCUUGAUACCUAAGGAGUACCUAACGAUAUUAUAUCUUACUCUUUCUAUCUGAGUGGCUUCUAUUCUUGUCACCAUUGUUGGUCCAUCCUUUGCGACAAAUGGAACUGUUGUCCUAGGCUCCAGAGGGGAUAAGUCGAUUGGCAUAGUGCUGUUCCCCUUCAAGGCUGCCUUGUACCCUGUUAGCUGCAGCCAUGCUAUAGCCUUUGUAUUGGCCCACCAUCUUGUUAGAUUCCGAAAGGUAGAAUAUGGCUGCUAGAUCAACAGUUGGUUAGGCCAGAGGUUUAGGGCCUUAGAGUGGAGUUGGAAUGGAGAUGGAUGGAGAAUAACGGUGAUGCAAAUAUAGGUUUCCACUGUGUCCAGGGCACCUAGCAACUCAAGUCCAGCCAUGUCCACGCAGCUGUAUUGCCUGAAUGAGUUGAGGCUUAAAGCCACAGUCAUCAAGCCAGAGCACUGUUCUCCAACUUAUUUUGUGCUUGGGUCCAGUUCUAACUUUUUCUGUUUUCUGCCUCCUCCCCUUCAGCAAUCUGUUUGUCAGUGUGCAGAGGUCCUCGCAUGCAGCAUGUUGCUCUGUAAGAAUAGCUGUGUGCUGAUUGAACAAUGAAAUUAAAAGGGGAGUAAAACAGGACAUGUCUUAAAACCGUGCAGAGGGAGAUGUUUUAAGCAAGCAGCAGAUUUUCAGGGUCAAGUGACAGAGUAUUUGCCCUCAGAAACUCAAGGUGGAUCACUGAGGUCCAUUGCACGAGCAUCAGUCUGAGCAAGACAUAGCAUAAGCAUUUGUUUAGGGAUGGCAGUUAGCAGCCUAUAAGAAAACAUUUCAGAAUCGCUUCUUGUUAACAUCCAUUGGUGGAAAUUAAUUGACAUUCCAUCACUGAACCUGUCAGGUUAGUGAUUUUGUUAAAGGACACAUUGACAUUUAGGUGGUAUAACACAAGAAUAAAAUUUUUGAUUCCUUGAGCCAAUUUGGUACCCUUACUGAAUCUUCAUUUUCUUUUUCUUCUGGAAAUGGCUCUAAUUAUGGAAUGUACUGUCUUUUCAUUACCAAUAAUGUUCAUAUACCACUUUAAAAAAGAAGAAUGAACUAAACUGAAAUAAUGGAGAUCAAGGUAUGACAAAUGGAUUCCUAGGCCCUGUUAACUCAUUAUACAUUUUUUGGUUCUCUCCCCACAAGCUUAUAAGCAAACAGAGUCCCAGCAAUGCAAGGGCAUCAUCUUGCUGAAGUUGCCAUUGAAUUCUCAGAAUGCAAACAAUGCCCUAGUUAGGUUCCCCUUCUUCGCUCUGAGACAUAAAAAUUCACCCUACUGUAUGGGGUUGCAGAUUGAGCAGUGGCUUCAGGUUUGAAGCUUGCAUCUUAAUAUGGCUCUAUGGAGAGCUUUAAUAUUUCUCAUGUACAGAUGCCUUCAUGUGACGUGGUGCAUACGUAAGCACCACAGUACGAUAUUGUGCUUAUGCGGUUUGGUACCGGCUGCACAUGCAUAUUCCUUCUACAAGAGGGAAAAGCUGAGCUAUUUGCGAUGCCUUGACAAAGGCGUGUUAACGCAGUGCAGCCUGCAAGUCCACCAGUCCAGGGGGGUGGGAGGAGAGUGUGUCUCUAGCAAGGUAGCUAUAAUUCACUAUCUCAGUGGUCUUUUGAGGGCAAUUGCUGGUUGCAGGUGGGCAGCAAGUUCCAAAAGCUGGUGUGAUUUGCAUGUAAUCUGGGAGGAUCAGAAUUAGUGCAAAGUACUAAGGCUGAAGAUAACAUUGCUGCUCUCCUUUGCUGUUCUAUAAUAAAUUGAAUAUGAAUAGUUCCCCCCCACCCUUGGGCUUAGAGAGACAUUUGUCGUGACUGGGCUAUAUGUCCAUUCACACCUCACUAGCCAAUGCCGUUCAUAAUAUGUGCCGCAUCUCACACAACUAACACAAUAAUGAGCUGGUCCUUAUUUCCUCAAGUGGGCCGCAAGGACAGCUGUGUUGACAACCGGAGGGGGUUAGCUGUAGGGAUGGUAGGAAGGGGCUAGCCUGUGGUGGCCCCCAUGUUGCUGGGGCCCUGUCAGCCGUAGCCAGCACUGUCCGAGGCUCUGGGUGUUGUAGUCCGAUAAUGUACAGAGUGCCACAGCUGAAUGGCCCCAGGCUUAGGGUAAGAAAGCAGCCCCUUGGCCUUUUACUGGAGUUCAGCCCCCUCGGCUUGCAAUGCAGCUUCAAGCCCAGGAGCGGGUCAGCUGGGAGCUUCUGCACAAUGCAUCUUGUGCAGAAGAGGUUCCUGAUGGAUGGUGUCCAGGCUAAUUUUCAUACUAAUAGCAGGUUGUCGAUUGCAACAGAGCGUAAUUGGAUCUUGGUGUGGAAUCAGAAAUCCUUGUUAUGUCCCGCAUUUCGCCACUUCCUACGGAAAGCCAAUUCAUAAUAAUGUUAAAUGAGGUCUAUCCCCUUGGCUCUGUGCUCACGGGCUUGUUGCUUGCUUACAUCAUUAGUAUUAUAAUUGUACUUAGCUUCCUAUCACCGGCAGCGCAGCGUCCGCACCACUCUUCAAGCGGCCUGUGUGUUCACGUACGCACACUUCAGCGGCGCUUUCAUUAGCUCUUGCGUUGCUCAGAUGGUGUUUGCUCAGAAAGCCAGCCUAAACCUUUUGUUAUGGGAAUAAAGCAGUGUUGGCACUUUAUCCCUAAGCAUAACAUUUCCAGUCUGCUACUUUAACCCUUAAAAAUGAACCGCCACCAAUCAAUCUUUCUCGUCUGCAUGGAGUUGCCUACAGCUAAAAUGAAGCGCUCUCUUUCUCUCUCCUUCUCUCAGCCUCUUACAGUAUAAACGAGUUAAUAUAUUGGCAGCAGAAUAACCAUCAGCAAUCAGCCUGUAGCUGUUUACUAAUGAACUCCCAGAUGAAUGGCGGGUUGGUGGUAGUGGGGGGAAGUGGAAUUUGGGAUUCUUGUUUCACUCCAGGCUGUACAAGAACUUAAUGCUUCAGUUGUGGAAGAAAAGCAACUUGGAUGCCAUAUAAAUAAAUGCUACUUGCUCAUGGCUCAAAAUGCAGAUCAUGGAGGACCUGGAGCUACAGCACAGAUCAAAAGUAAUGGAUGAACUUGUGAGAUGGAAAAUCAUGUAAAGGUUCCUUUUGUCUGUAUGUGCCUGAAACUUUUUAAAAUUUGUUGCUUUAAAUCCCAUUUAUUAGAACCUUUUGAAAAUGGGUGUGAGGUGUUUCAGGUCUCACCAGGUAGAGCUACUUUAAUUUAUAUACUGGAUAUUUCGUUGUCUGAGGAAGAUAAUUUUUCUUUAGGAAAGGAUUUUAAAACAGCAGAAAAAUAUGCCAAACUUGAUAUUGGUUGUGGUUUCAAAACUGAUAUUUAUGCAGGUUUAUUACACUGAAAUUUAUGCAAGUUGCUAAUUAAGGAGUUAGGUUAACGUUGUUGUUUUUUCUGAAAUUUGUGUGGUUGAAAUAUUUUUAUGUGGAGAAAAAUUGUGCAGACUUACAGAUUUGGGACAUGCAGUGCUUCAAACAGUUUGAAUAUCAGAAUUUCGUAUUAUAGUUAAAAAAGGUAGAUUUUGUUCAGAAAUUGAACUGUAUGAUUUAUUUGGAAAUUAAUUCUGUUUACACUGAUAGUACUAAUGCCAACUCACUAUAAGUUGAAUCUGCAUUCUUGAAAGUGUUUUUUUUUUAAGGGGAUUGAAGCAAUAUUCAUUAUGUUGUAAAUAUAUCUACCUAAAUAUUAAAAUAAGAGCCUUGGUUGGAUCAAAGCAUUACAUUUAUCUGCAUGUGCAUUUGGGUUUGAUUUUGCCUAAACUGGACAUCACACUUCAAAACAGAGCAAGCAGCAGGACAAGCUCUGUAAACUCAGCUCUGUAGUUUUUGCUAGGGUAUGCAAUUUGGAUAAACAUUGUUGUCCUUUGAGAUUUAACUUUUUUGUGGGGGCAGUUUUCUUGCAACACAUGUUAAUAUAAGCUGUAAUGUCGACAUUAAACCACAGUUUUGGUUAAAGUUAAAGCCUUGUUAAGGUCUGUGCUUUUCUUUUUCUUUUCCCCGUAACCUCCAGGCUUCAGCAGACAAAUAGUAGAGAUUCUUAACAAACAUAACAUUGCGUAUAGCAGCUUCGAUAUAUUUUCUGAUGAAGAAGUACGUCAGGGCCUGAAAACCUACUCCAGCUGGCCUACUUACCCACAGUUAUAUGUAGCUGGGGAACUUAUAGGCGGGCUGGACAUUGUUAAGGUAAGAAAACAAAAUAUCUGCAUUUUCAGUAACGUAAUUUUAAAAUAGUGUUUGGUUUAUGAAUUUGAAAUAAUUUUCUUUUCAGGAGCUUGAGGCUUCUGGAGAGCUGGAGACAACCUGUCCAAAGGCACAUAAAAUAGAAGACAGGUAUGAUACAUUUUACCUUUUAAAAAAAAAAUAUUGCGAAGGAAAAUCACAUAUUCCAUUAAUGAUCUCUCCGUUAAAAUUAUUGCUGUGUAGGAUUACUGUGUGUAGUACACAGAAUUCUGUGCCUUAUGGUUUUCAUUCACCUUCAUUUUCCUUGCCCAUCUGCUGCACAACAGCCCUGUAGAGCUGCCAGCCAGAUCUUGCUACCUGAUAUUUGCUGCCACCUCACCUUUUUUUGGGUCACCUUCAGCCCCAAAAGUAAAGGGGUAAAACUGGGGAUAUUUUAUUUUUUGUUAAAUUGUCUCAUCCUGUACCAGCAUGCCUCUCACCUCCAGCCAAUCCCUUGCAAUUUACACAGAGUGCAAUCCAGCCCUCUGCUUCUCCCCAAGAAUAGGGCAAAUUCCUGACUUUGUCCAAACUGGUCUUAGACUUUCAAUAAUUUGCAACCCAAAGUGAUCUAGAUGUGUGGGGAUUCCUGAAUCCCAACGGUGGCAAUUGCACACUGAUUCCACUAGUCUAGUUGUGAAACUUGGAUAGAAAUAAAACGUUGGGAGGAAAGCAGGCAACAGGUCAAGCAGAAUACACAAUAACCUUGUUGGGGACUCGGAAACUACAACUAAUCCAGCCUAUGUCUGCUAGACUGGUGACUGGGAGUGGCCUCCGGGACUGUUUAACAUUGGUUCCCACUACAUUGGCUCCCAGUACGUUUCUAAGCACAAUUCAAAGUGUUGGUGCUGACCUUUAAAGCCCAAACGGCCUCGGCCCUGUGUACCUGAAGGAGCAUCUCCACCCCCAUCGUUCUGCCCAGACACUUAGGUCCAGCUCUGAAGGCCUUCUGGUGGCUCCCUCACUGUGAAACGUGAAGUUACAGGGAACCAGGCAGAGGGCCUUCUCGGUAGUGGCACCCGCCCUGUGGAACAACCCUUCCAUCAGAUGUCAAGGAUAUAAGUAACUAUACAACCUUUAGAAGACAUCUGAAGGCAGCCCUGGGAAGGGAAGUUUUUAAUGUUUGAUGUUUUAUUGUGGCGCAACACAGUCAGAGGGGGAGCCAAUAAUGAUAAUGAUAGUGAUAAUCAUAACAAUGACUGUUACAAUUAUUACGAUUAUUAUUAACCGGAGCACUGUGGCUCUUAAACCAGACAAUUUUUUAGGCUAAAUUCCUCUUUCGCCUUUUUUUACCCAGGUAAAAAAUCCUUUAAGACUGUUCUACUUUAUCUGUAUUUCCCCCUGCCUCUUGUUUUAGGCUUAAAGACCUGAUAAACAAAGCUUCUGUGAUGCUCUUUAUGAAAGGAAAUAAGCAGGUAAGGCUCUUGGAAAUGCUUUUAGCACUUAAAAUCCUUUAGACCAGCUGUCCGCAGCCUAGUAGCAUCCAGAUGUUUUGGAGUAUAGCUCCUAUAAACCCCAGCCAGUGUAGCCAGUAGUUGGGGAUGAUGGGAGCUGUCAUUUUAAAACAUCUGGAGUGCACCUGGCUGUGAAAGAUCAUAAACGUAAGAACACAAGUUGAGCCCUGCUGGAUUGGAAGACGUUUCAUCUAGUCCAGCAUUCUGUUCUCAAGGCGGCCAACCAGACGCCUGUUCAGAACCAUACUCCCUCUGAUAAUGGAGGUAAUGUAGUGAUCAUAUGUGGGUGCCGUGGGUUUUUCAUCUCUACACAGCAAGCCGACAGCUGCUGCAAGUAGGGAAUGAAGAAAAUACUUAAUUUCAUGCCUUCAGCACGGCUUUCUAGAGCAAUUUCUAGAGCACGAAAACAUAGAAGGUUUUAAAAAAGGAUAUGUUUUAACAGCAUGUUAAAAUAAUACAUUAAAGGCUUAGGAGCCAUAAAGAUACCUUUGCCUGGGGCUGAAAUGAUAACAGUGUUGGCACCAGGUUCCACCAAUGGGGUGCCACAACAGAACAAUCUCUUUUUCCUCUUCUCCUGACACCUUAGCUCAGAGGGUAGAAUGGGACAGUUCACUUCUAACUUCCCUGCGUGGUCAUAUAUAGAUGUGUACAUGGGUAUACAACCACAGUCCGUGUGAACCAUGAGGGACACUGGCAACUGCGUCGUCAUUGUGACAGCUGCAAAAAGCGCAGCCCUAAUUAUGCAAUAUGAGGAAUGGGUUGCUAUGGGAAAUUUUUGCUCGAGCAGAUGUUGAUGGCAAAUAUAAUUCAUUCCCUGAGAAUUCCUAAGGAGCUGGUAAAGUAGCCACAUGUUUCAGUUUCUGAUGAUGAAGUGCAGGGGUGUGGAACCCCUUAUUUAUAUCCCACCUUUUUCUUCAAGGCUUUCAAGGUGGUGUACAUGAUUAUCCAUUUAAUCCCCACAACAACCCGGUGAAGCAGGGUAGGCUGAGAGGCGGUGACUGGCCCAAAGUCAUGGCCAAGUGGGGAUGUGAACCCUGGUCUCCCAGGGACCUCAGUUUCCAUUACCUCCAUCCAGCAUGGCCAGCAAUCAGCACAGUACAACAUCUUGAGAGCCACAAGGUUCCUCAUCCUUGGUGUAGCGAAGGUGGAAAAAAAUAAAAAUGUGUAUAAAUGUGCUUCAAACACUUACUUGGGAUUGCCACAUGCCACAUGCAUGCACUGGAACAUAAUGCACGUCAGAGUUGUUUUUUUUCUUAUUGCAGAUGGCGAAGUGUGGAUUCAGCAAGCAAAUUCUAGAAAUUCUAAACGGUACCGGGUAUGUAAAUAUUUUUCUGCCUUGAAUCUGUUCUUAAAGUAAGAGCACAGAUAUAUAGGAACAGCGCUGCUAGAUCGGACGAAAGGGCCGUCUCUUCCAGCAUUCUCUUCUCUCAGUGGUCAACCAGAAACCUAUGAAAAGUCCACAAGCAGCACCUCAGCACAUCAGCAGUCUCCAUUCGCAACAAUCAGUAUUCAGUGGCACAGUGUUUCUGAUACUGGAGGUACUACCCCAGCCACCAAGACACAUCCAUAACCCCUUUUUAAACCAUCCAAGCUGGUGGCUAUUACUACAAUAUUGUAAUAGCAAAUGUCGUAGCACUGUGUGAGGAAAUGCUUCCUUUUGCCUGAGAGGUGCUACCUUGGCUGCUUUGCAGUGUGCCUCUAAAGAAGCUGAUCUUAGGAACAUGUUGCAUGUUAGUGUUAGGUGAUCAGGGUCUCCCUUUGGUUCACCUCUAGCCUUCCCCUCAGCUCCCCCCCCAAAACACCUGUGCAAAUGGUGGAACUGACCUAUGUCAUAGAACCAUAAAAUAAUAGAAUUGUAGGGUUGGAAGGGACCACGAGGGUCAUCUAAUGCAGGAAUCUUUCCCCCAACAUGGGGCUCAAAACCACGACCUUGAGAUUAAGAGUCUCGUGCUCUACCAACUGAGCUAUUCCUUGCUCAGUUAACUUCCAUUUGCAUAAAUGGAUUGGCCUGUAUAGAUUAUCUGCUAGUCUUCAGUAAAUAUUUCUCUCUUUUAUUAGGAUAUUUCACCAAAUAUAUAGUAUAUUUUUCCUCUUCCCACCCUGUCCCCUUUCCCUUGCGUGUCGUUUUUCUUUAAAAUUGUGAGUGUUGUGGGCAGGGACUGUCUUGUUUUAAUUGAUUGUAAUGUAAGCCACUCUGAGAGCUUUUUUUGGCCGAAGAGUGGGCUACAAAUUCUCUAAAUAAACAAAUAUAUCACUACAGUAUUGCAACGUUUUGCAUUUUACUCUUGAAAUACAGUCGCUGGGAUCACUUUUACACUGAUAAAUAAGCGAUAGAAAUUAGCGUAGCUGAGUGAAUAUUCCUAGCCUGUAUAAUAAAACCCUUUUUUAUAUUAUUCUUUUUUCUUUUUUUUAGUGUUGAUUAUGAAACGUUUGAUAUAUUGGAGGAUGAAGAGGUACGUUGUUUGCUUGCGCUUUUCCUGUCAUCAUCUUUAAAAACUGCACCAUGGAAGGCUGACCAAGCAUUUAUUCUCUUUAGGUGCGGCAAGGAUUAAAAAAGUAUUCAAACUGGCCAACCUACCCCCAGUUGUAUGUGAAAGGGGAACUCGUCGGAGGCCUGGAUAUUGUGAAGGUAAGCAAAGACCUAAUAGUUGGCAGGUGCGUGUAAUCUUCAUUCUUAAAAAAAGGUCUUCCUAAAUUUUGUUCUUAUUUAUAUUGGACAUGUUUUUAUUGUUAGUCGCUCUUCGAACUGGUGGUGUUUCCUUCUUACAUCCCUAAACAGCAAACACCAUCACUUUGAAGAGUCAUUAGCCAAUAAAAACAUGUCUUGGUCCAGGAUACCCAAAGAACCAUCAAUUUCCAUAUCAGCUUACCUGCUCCUUUCUCUUGUGUCGUAGCUGUGGCUGAGCCUUGGUCAGUUGGGUUGAGAUCACAGCCAUAACUAGUUGCACCCAGAACAUAAGGAGAGGCCUGAUGGAUCAAGCCAACGGCCCAUCUAUCCCAUCAUCCUGUUCUGACUGUGGCUAACCAGAUGCCAGUGAGAAGCCCUCAUCAGAACCUCACUGCAGCAGCACUUGCCCCACCUGAGAUUCCCAUCAACUAAUAUUCAGAUGCAUGCUGUCUCUGACAAUGGAUGUAAAGAGACAGUCCACUGUGGCUAGCAGCCAUUCAUUAUCUUGCUCUGUGAGAUCGGUUGAACCCCACCGUCCCCCUAUUUUUAUUGCCGGCAGGUCAAAAAAGCAUUUUUAUUCUGGCAAACAUUUAACCUGCCUUGGUUGGUGCCUUUUUUACAUCCUUUAGAAACAAUCCUAGUUGUUCAGAGGUUUUAACACAGCAGCCAUAAAUGCUAUGUGAUUUUUUAUUAUUGUUGUAAGGUGCCCUACACAAUGCAAACCCAUCGGAAGGGCAGCGUUUAAAUUUCCAAAGUAAAUCUCUCUAUUGUUAUGCAUUCCUCCCUGCCCAGCUACCUCUAGACUGAUCUAUCUCUGCGUUUUCUCUGCAUUUUGAGUUUUCUUAUUCCUUGUUUGAGCAUCUCUCCCCUUUGUUCAGCCGUGGUGAGAUGACACACAUCCACACACACCCCUUUUUCUGAUCCUUUUUUUUGUUUUGAGACUGAGUGACUUAGUUGGUUUUUCCUGUGACUCUCAUCAUUAGCUUAACAUAUUGGUGAAAGGAGCCCUAAAUCUCCAGUGUGCAACUAGGUUGCCUGCUAGUGUAGCACUGAAAUGUAUUUUCUUGACAGCAGUCACUUACCUUCCUGUAAGAACCAUUUCGCCCCUGUGGGUGCAUUUACAGCUUUUCAUUUGGUUCUCAGUUUAGUUUUUUGACGUUGUGUUUUCUUGAGUAAGGUGAUGACAUUUUGCCUAGCAAACUGUCUCUCAUUCCUGAGAAAAGGUAAGGCUUUAUUGUGUGCUUUCUUGAAAAGGCCCUAAGCAACAGAAAUAGAUCUGCAUUUGUUAACGGCAUCUUCUGAUAUAUAUUUGUGUGUGUGUGCAACAGAACAAGCGCAGGCUUCUAAGCCCAAAUACUCUUGAGCCUAUUCUUGUCUUGAGUGUUUUAUAGCCAAUACCAUAGGCACUGUAACUCCCGGGAAGACAGAAUCAAUAAAUCUCAUUAGGUUUUAAAAAUAAGUUGGUAUUACGUUGCUCAUGUAUCCAUUUUUUUAAAAAAAAAACCCCACACAUUUAUUUCUCGGAGUAGUGCAUUAAAGGGUUCUUUUUAUAUAGUUUUUAAAGAGGUGGGGAAAUUAGUCAUGUUAAUCUGCCUUUUUAGAGGGCACUGAAUAAAUUGAAGUUGACAAAAUGUUGUUUAAAGUUAAGUUUAGUUAUUUUAGAUGUUUUUCUAGGUCAGCAUCAUUCUCUCAUUCCCCCCCCCCAAAAAAAACCUGUUAAUAAAAAGUACAUAAAGAAAUCUAUUUUAUUAUGCCCAGUUAAAGAACAUAUUUUUAAUCUGUUAACCUGCCCAAGCUUUUUCUGUUGAUCUUACUAAGAUUAUAUUUUUUAUUUUUUAUUUCUGGUAUUUGCCUGCCGAAUAAUAGAUCUAAGUCCCCCCAAAAACUUCUUAGUAAGAAGAAUACCAAAAAAAAUCAUAAAAACAUUUGAAACAUAAAAGUUCUGGUAGACAAAGGCCUAAAACCAAAUUCUCAGUAUAAUUUAAGAUACACUAUAUGGGCAGUGGAAUAAAAGUUGAGAUUUUAAGAUGACAGCUUCUAAAAGACUGGGAGAAUAAAUUGCUCAUUUUAAACAUUUUAUUGGUGUUAUAUGUUAAUAAUCAUCAUCUAUUGGACUUGUUAGUCCGUUGUUACCCAGAGGCCUCCAAGUAACAACAUAUUUGAAAACAUUAAUAAAUAAAUAAAUUUAUGGUAUAAUAUAUUUAUACUAAAUUUAUAUACCAUAAACACAGAACGGGACGCGGGUGGCGCUGUGGGUAAAACCUCAGCGCCUAGGACUUGCCGAUCGUCAGGUCGGCGGUUCGAAUCCCCGCGGCGGGGUGCGCUCCCGUUGCUCGGUCCCAGCGCCUGCCAACCUAGCAGUUCGAAAGCACCCCCGGGUGCACGUAGAUAAAUAGGGACCGCUUACUAGCGGGAAGGUAAACGGCGUUCCGUGUGCUGCGCUGGCUCGCCAGGUGCAGCUUGUCACGCUGGCCACGUGACCCGGAAGUGUCUCCGGACAGCGCUGGCCCCUGGCCUCUUGAGUGAGAUGGGCGCACAACCCUAGAGUCUGUCAAGACUGGCCCGUACGGGCAGGGGUACCUUUACCUUUACCUAAACACAGAACAACCACCAUGACAAACCAACCAUAAUGAUGGUUUUAUAUAUAUUUAUUUUUAAUUAGCUGGUGUGUUUUAGUCAUAUUUUACAUAUAAGUGGACUUGCACACCACAUGGAGAAUUUUCUUUGAGCAACUGGUCUAAAAAAUCCUAAAGCAAAAUAAAGAAAAAGCCAUUUACCUGGAACCAAAAAGACCAUAAAGAAGGCAGCAGGUGAGCUUUUCUUGGGAGGCUAUUUCUCGGGGGGGGGGGGGCUCUGCUUCACUUCACUUGGUGGUGCAUUCUGAGAAGGGGCUCCUAAAGAGGAGAAGGUGAUCUCUCAGGUAACCUGGUCCAAAGGAAUGGCGACACUUUGCUUUUUCAAAGCAUAGCUAAGACCAAAACUGUUUGCUUCACUCUUCCCUCCCCAAUUCCCAGCAGUAGAAAUACCUAAAACAAUGAUGGCAUCCUGCUUGUUCUGUUUUGCUAAAUGCCACGAGGAAGAGGCAUUGGGCCAAUACUUUUGGUGGCAGCCAUUCCUUGGCACUGUGCAACCUUGGAUUAACAUGGUGUGCUUUCCAUGUUGAGAAAGAUAACAAAUCUCUCCCUGCUUAUCACGCUUGCCCAGAUUCUAGAGAGCACGUUAAGAGAGAGGAUGUAUACUGAGCAAAGCCUCAUUCUAGAGCUAGCUAAAGCUUACAGAGAUGCCCUUCUGCCAUGCGCUUGCCCUGUGGUCCGUCUAUCAGACAGCUGACACCUGCCUCAUCUGCUACGCCUGCCCCAUUCUAAGGAGUCUGCAGGGGUGACUGCUCACUGCUGCAGCUGGGGCAACUGUAAUUAUCUUCUGCAGUCUCUUCUCUGGUCUCCUGGCUUCUACCAGAGAGAUGGUUACCAGUUGUGGGACUGGUAGGUCCAUAGAUGACCAACUUCUAAAGCAACAGAAGUUUUUGGGUAUCUCACUGUCCUCUUGUUAGAUAUGCAGUAAUGUAGCUGCAUGCAAAACAACAAAAUCACUUGAUUAGGGGUAAUGGGAGUUGGAGUCUUGAGGGCAUCAGGUUGAGGAAAGCUGAAUUACAGGCUAACUAGAGUUCUUUUGGUGACACCAGCCUCUGAAUGCUUCCUCCCCUUUUUUCUGUUUCCAGGAACUAAAAGAAACUGGUGAAUUGACUUCUACCCUGAAAGGAGAAAAUUAAUGCAUCACAAGGACACGUUAAUGAAGACCAAUGAAAUAUAAAAUGUAUGAUUGUUCGUUGCACUGGAACAAUUCACGAUUUGCCGGAAGGAAUAGAAUGCCGGUUUCUGAUUUCCUGCUCAUGCUUCGCAAGGCCAUACUACAGGUGUAUGUAAUUGUAGGUUUUCACCCUAAAUGUAAAGUCGUAAGCAUCUUCAAAUUGAAUUAAAGUUGGAAGCCAACAAUG
Podarcis lilfordi (Lilford's wall lizard) is the source of this 22026-nucleotide messenger RNA. NCBI's taxonomy places the organism in Eukaryota, Metazoa, Chordata, Lepidosauria, Squamata, Lacertidae. The record is from the annotation of a GenBank genome assembly.